CUAUGAAAUACAUUUUCCCGCUUUAUAUCUUCGUAAUAAUAAAUAUUUUGUAAACAUUGAGUUAAUAAAUUACACACGAUAUAAUGGAAGAAACAAAAACGAGAUCUCUAGAAAAUAUUCAUGAAGUAUUAUCACUAGCAAAGUUGAACAUCGAAGAUAUGAAACAAGAAUCUCAAGCUUUAUUUUUAUCGGAUAAUUUAUACACUCAAAAUUACAAACUCCUGGAGUUAGAUCCCCUUUUGCUGAAUGAAAUAUCAGAAGGCUCGACGUUGCACUUCAAAGGCGAAGGCAACGAAGAAGUGGUUAUUUGCUCCGAUUCCGCCACCUUCAGGGUAAACAGAGCCGAGAAUUCUAAUAGCAUGUUAUUAACGAACAACUUGAAAUUCCAUAACGAUUUAGACGAUUCGAAAAGCGCUGUCAGUUCAGUGGUAAUUCAUGGCAUAUUCCACGAUUACUUGGAAACUUCAAUAGGCAAGCCACACUUGCAGAAAAUUAACGAUAUUUUGAAACCUAGUUUGUACAAAGGACCCGAACAAGAAUAUGAAGUAAAUCAAGAGAGUUUGCUGAGCUCUGAGGAAUUAUGCAGUAAAAUACGGGCUUCCCGUAAAGAGAUUUCGCAAGCUUUAGACUCGAUGCCUAUCAUAGAAAUCGACAAUAAAAUAAGACUCCUAGAUAUAGAUUACCAUUAUCGCGUACUAAAUUACAUGUUGAAUUUAAUGGAAGAAAACUCUUGGGAACCGGAUGAAGUCGAUUUCAAAGAAACAAUCGAUACUCUACAAGAUUUAGUGCCCAAAGAUAUACUAUGUAAAUUAUUCGAGAAAUACACCGAGGAAUCGAAGGAAAUCGACGGGACGAUUUUGUACAAAUACAAAGACUGGGAGGUCUGUAAAUUUUACGCCGAGUUCCUGUUGCAUCAAACCGAUAAAUUCCAUCUGGAGGAAUUUCUCCAAGCUUGGCACAAAUCCGUACCGGAAGGGAUGGUACCGGACGAGAGCAUGCUCAACGGCAUAGCUAUUAUCGACAGAAAAUCUACUCCUAACGUCAUUUGGGCGUUCAAAGACUCCGAUUUGCCGGAGAACAUCGACGAAAGGUUUAUGAUUCUGUUCGAAACCAAAGAAAAGUGGACCGUGCCUGAGAUAACUCCUUAUAUAAAGCCACUGGCUACGCACAAACUAGACGUUAAUGCUCUAUUGGCCAAGCAUGCUAGAGGUUCAAUGGAAAAUAACGUUAAAUACUAUUCCUCGAAGCACGGAAAGUGAUAUCUAUAAUUAAUUCACGAAGGCAGUAUAAUUGCAAUUUAU
Messenger RNA from Phyllotreta striolata, 1301 nucleotides. The record is from the annotation of a GenBank genome assembly. NCBI's taxonomy places the organism in Eukaryota, Metazoa, Arthropoda, Insecta, Coleoptera, Chrysomelidae.